AUGACAACUGUGGAAGAAAAUACUGAAAUUGACUGGGGUAACGAAAGACUGAGCCGAGCUCAACGUGCCGUCGAAGCUAAUACUUACGAUGUGGAUUCCUGGUCGCUCCUCAUCCGUGAGGCCCAAACGAGACCAAUCAAUGAAGUACGUCCCAUGUAUGAGAAGCUGAUCAAUGCAUUCCCAACUACGGGCCGAUACUGGAAGAUUUAUAUUGAACAGGAGAUGAAAGCGAGGAAUUUUGAAAAAGUUGAAAAGCUGUUCCAGCGAUGUUUAAUGAAGAUCCUGAACAUAGAAUUGUGGCGACUGUACCUAAACUAUGUUAAGGAGACCAAAUGCAUGCUGCCUACUUACAAGGAAAAAAUGGCUCAAGCCUACGACUUCGCGCUGGACAAGAUCGGCCUGGACAUCCACGCUUACCCGAUCUGGAAUGAUUACAUCACGUUUUUGAAGAGUGUGGAGGCUGUGGGAUCUUAUGCUGAAAACCAGAAGAUCUCUGCUGUGAGAAAGGUGUACCAGAGGGCAGUUAUCACGCCUAUAAUAGGUAUUGAGACUCUGUGGAAGGAUUACAUUGCGUUUGAACAGAGCAUCAACACUAUCAUUGCUGAAAGAAUGUCGAUGGAGCGUUCCCGCGAAUACAUGAACGCGAAGCGAGUGGCCAAGGAGUUGGAGACAGUGACUAGAGGUCUGAAUAGGAACAUGCCUGCCACACCGCCUACUGCUGACAGGGAGGAGAUGAAACAGGUGGAACUAUGGAAAAAGUACAUAACGUGGGAGCGUUCCAACCCCCUCCGUUCAGAAGAUACAGCGCUUGUAGCUCGGCGGGUGAUGUUCGCGAUAGAGCAGUGCUUGCUCUGCCUGGCACACCAUCCUGACGUCUGGCACCAGGCCGCGCAGUUCCUCGACCAUUCCGCCAAGCUGCUGCAGGAGAAAGGGGACUCGAAUGCGGCGCGUCUGUUCUCGGACGAAGCAGCAGCAGUGUAUGAGAGGGCCACCAGUGGACCUCUGAAACAGUCCACGUUAUUACACUUUGCCCACGCCGACUAUGAGGAAAGUAGACUGCAUUAUAAUAAGGUACAUCAAGUAUACACCCGUUACUUGGACAUGGAGGACAUCGACCCUACCCUGGCGUACGUGCAGUAUAUGAAGUUCGCCAGGCGAGCUGAAGGCAUCAAGUCUGCCAGGACUGUCUUUAAACGGGCCAGGGAGGAUCCUAGGUCCCGCUACCACGUGUUCGUAGCGGCAGCGCUGAUGGAGUACUACUGCUCCAAAGACAAAAACAUUGCUUUCCGUAUCUUCGAACUUGGACUCAAGAAGUUCUCACACAUACCUGAAUAUGUGCUCUGCUAUAUCGACUACCUGUCUCAUUUGAACGAGGACAACAACACCCGUGUUCUCUUCGAGCGAGUCCUAUCCUCAGGGAGCCUCAAACCGGAGAGUCAGGUCGAUAUAUGGAACCGGUUCCUAGAGUUCGAAUCUAAUAUUGGAGACCUGGUCAGUAUCGUCAAGGUCGAGAAGAGAAGACAGGCUGUGCUGGAAAAGAUCAAGGAGUUUGAAGGCAAGGAGACGGCGCAGCUAGUGGACCGCUACAAGUUCCUUGACCUCUACCCGUGUAGCAUCGCUGAACUCAAGUCUAUCGGGUACACCGAGGUGGCCUCAAUGUCGAACAAGUCGUGGGCACUGGGAGGCCCUCUAGCGGGGAUAUCGCCAGAACUGGCAGCCGUUAUACUCGGACAGAAGGACAACGACCCAAACAAGGACAUAGCGCGGCCGGACACCAGUCAGAUGAUACCGUACAAGCCUAAAGUCAAUCCAUUGCCUGGUGAACAUCCUAUUCCAGGCGGAACAUUCCCCCUGCCUCCCGCGGCGGCGCAGCUCUGUACAAUGAUGCCGCCUCCCUCCAGUUACCGCGGACCCUUCGUUGCCAUCGACAGACUCAUGCAACUCUUCAAUAGAAUCUCUCUGCCGGACAAACCGCCUGCGCCUACAAUGGAGAACGGCUGCGACACCAAACUGUUCGACCUGGCGCGCUCUGUGCACUGGAUCGUUGAUGAUGAGGGCAUCACCACCGUAUCCAGCAAGGCACGGCGACGGAAAGCGGGUGAAGAUUCUGAUGAUGAUGAGCUAGGAGUCGCGCCGCCAGCUAACGACAUCUAUCGCCAGAGACAGCAAAAACGAGUCAAAUAG
Molecule: messenger RNA, 2184 nt
Organism: Spodoptera littoralis (African cotton leafworm)
Lineage: Eukaryota; Metazoa; Arthropoda; Insecta; Lepidoptera; Noctuidae
Source: the annotation of a GenBank genome assembly